GGAGGAUUUGUUAAGAUAAUUCGCUUAGAAGCAUAAUAUUGAUCGGACCGAAACAUUCUCCGUGACUCAGUUUCAGCUCAAGACUCUUCUGACCGGGCAAAAAGUCUCCAGGAGAGAGAUCUCCAGGAUCGUUACGCACAACUUUUACGCACAAACGGAAACCUGCCGAUGAACAGAUCUUCAUGUCACCUUCAGCCCGGACUAUACUACAAUUUAUACUCACACAGGUGUGAUAAUGUUCAGUGUGCAAACUGCAGGAAUGGAUGAAACGAUCCGCUACAUGCUCUGCUAAAACAACACCAAACUACGGACACUGGGAACUUGCCUGUAACAGCGAGCAGCGCCGGGUGCCAAAAUGAGCUUUUACCACCAGAGCGGGAGGAUCUUACAUAUUGUCGUUGCAACAAUUACAGCUGUUCUCACACAAGAGCGACAGUAAAGAAAGGUGUGACCUUUCGAACAGCGACACCUAGUAACUCUUUACUGUGGGACAUCACUCUGGAUAUGGGCGCAGAUGGAGACAUCGCUGUUAUUUGUCAGAGGAAGGCUCCCAUACCUGGGAAAAGGCUGGAGAGCAGUCUGCUGGAGGUGCUUCAGAUGGAUUUCGAGGUGGAGGAGCUGAGCAGUCCUCUUGAAAGUCAGGUGAUCAUCUGGAGGCUGGAACUAACAUCCGCGUCCAAAAACGUAGCCAAGACUGAAGGAGCCAUGAGGAUCUAUACAACUCAAAGAGACUUUGUUGGCCUGGCCCCUCUUGUAAUGGACACAGAGAUCCUGAACACAGCUGUUCUGACUGGAAAGAAGGUGGUGAUGCCUGUGAGGACGGUGGCAGUGGAAGAAGACGGAGUGAUAACUGACGUGUCCGACUACACAGACUGUAGCUCCACUGAUGAAGAUGUUCUGAAGGUGUCGGACAGGUGCGACUAUGUUUUCAUGAAUGGCAAAGAGAUAAAGGGCAAGGUGAAGUUGGUGGUGAACUUUACUUACAGCUACCUGAGUGCUCAACUUGAACUGAAUGUGUGGAUGCCUCGACUCCCCCUCCAGAUCGAGGUGUCAGACGAAGAACUGAGCCAGAUCAAAAGCUGGAGGGUGCCGAUACUUACUUCAAAAAGAAAUGGUUGGAACAGUGAAGAAGACGACAGGAAAGGGAAGGGCUGCAUGCUUCAGUACCAGCAUGCCCUGGUGCGGGUGCUAACUCACUUCGUGGCAGAGCAGGCAGAAACUCGGGAUCCUAAGGCCUAUUUCCUAGGCUCGGAUUGGCAGGUGGAUGUCACAAGGAUGGUUCGAUACUUCAUGAAGGUGGAGGACCCUCGAGUGGCAAGGUUGCAGUCUGGAAGGGUGCUGUCAGGACGAGACCUCGGGACAACCACCAUCCAGGUGUUUUCUCCACUAUCUGAUGCAAUCCUGGCUAAGAAAACGAUCAAAGUCGUGGAUGACAAAGUGACCAUUACAGAGUUGGGCGUCCAGCUGGUUUCAGGCCUCUCCAUGACCUUGCAGCUCAGUACUGGAAGCAAUAGGGCCAUCCUGGCAACCACAACCACACAGGAGGUCCUACAGAGCCCCAAACAGGAAGCUUUGGUCAGUGUCUGGCUGCAGUUCAGUGAUGGCAACCAGACCCCUCUUGACAUUUAUGAUCCUGCUUACUACAGAGUCAUGGUGGCGUCUCUAGAUCAGGGGGUGGUGUCAGUGCAGGGUACGCCUCCGACUGUGGUGGCCGAGGGUGAGGGCGAGGGAGUCCUGGUUAGAGUAGAGAUGUCCAUCUGUGAGUCCUGCCAGAAGUCCAAACGCAAAAGCACUGUGGCCGUGGGCAACGGCAGCCUCAAGGUCAAGUUUCGAUUGAACAGUCGGCGGAUAGACAGCAAUACUGGUAGCACGGACAGCAGCACGAUAAGCAACAAGGACAAUGACUAUGGGAAUGAUGGAGAAGAGGUGGGAAGCGUGAGGAAGCAAAGGAAACCAUUCCAAAACCCUCCACGGCGCAGUCCCACCUCAGAUAGAGAGGAAAGUGUCAUGCAGAAAAUUACAACCACCAUCAAAACUACAGAACGAACUUUCAUCACCAGUGGGAGCCUCGGAGGAGUGGGAAAGACAACUAAUUCAAGAAGCGCCGACAUUCCUACCAGCAUCGUGAGCAGCCCGGCAGAUGGCAGCAAGGUGUAUGGGUCAGACAAUAUGAUAGCGGAGGAUAUGACCAGCUUUGCUAGCACUGUGAAGGCGCCUGGGAACCUGGUGAACUAUAACUUUCCCACCAAGGUGGAGGUACCUGGUCAGGAGACAUCAGAGGUAGAAAUAGGUGGAGAAGAAAUGUUGGCCAGUAGGCCGCUCACAGACUUGGAGAUUGGCAUGUACGCUCUGUUGGGCGUCUUUUGCCUGGCCAUCUUGGUCUUUCUGGUUAAUUGUGUCACCUAUGUUGUUAAGUUCAGGCACAAGCAGCCUCCCUCGCACGGCCAGGAACCCACAGGGCACAGGCAUGACUGGGUAUGGCUCGGCACAGACGCUGAGCUGGUGAUGAGCAUGCCAGGCAGUCCAGUCCAGCAAGAAACCCAGACUACAACCACCGUUAUAGACAUCGGGCCUGAUAAGACUGCCUCUAUGUCCAGAAGGCCCAGUUGCCUAGCCUCUGUUACGGACUCGCCCAUCAGCUGUGGGGGCUCCCUCAGGAGCAAACCUAUGCACAGCGAGUCCAUCCACUCGCCCACCAGCAAGCGAAAGAGAGUCCAGUUCACCACCUUCUCCACUUUAGAGCGCCAGCAUUCGCCACGCCUCCCGCCCAAGGAGAAUGGCUAUGGCAUCCACUGGGUUGGGAAGCAGGACAGUUAUGAGGAGCAACCUCAAAUGACCAUUUCAAAGCCUGGAGACGAUUUGUAAUACAGAACCUGAUCAGACCUCACAUGAACAGAAGAUGUGGCUUUGAUCACCUCUAUGCCUUUCUUAACUGUCUAGAAUAUGUGAUUUUGGAAUUGCCCUCCUCUACAUUUCAUUACCUAUCAAGGCCUUUUACAUGAACUGUAUAUUAUUUUACAUUUUGGAGUGUGGAUAUGUGUUAAAUGGUUAACCAGAUGGACUUUUAAUACACAGCAUUUAAAGCCACCAAAUGCUUAUACUGCAUGUGGAUUUCUUUUUCAAUUGUUGCACUCACAUGCUGGUAUAGAAAGUACAAAUAAUGACUGAAUAAGUAUUCCGAAUAACAAAUGCCAACUAUUGAUUUCCAGUUAUAAUACUAAACUCAACUAAUUGUUUUCAUAUGUAAUAU
Molecule: messenger RNA, 3250 nt
Organism: Notothenia coriiceps (black rockcod)
Lineage: Eukaryota; Metazoa; Chordata; Actinopteri; Perciformes; Nototheniidae
Product: transmembrane protein 132D
Exons: 8
Coding region: 505-2865 (786 amino acids)
Source: RefSeq, a predicted model, not a curated record